AUGGUCAUAAAAUUCCAGCAAAAUUUGCAUUCCAUGGACCAAAAGAUUAACAAACGUGCUAAAGUAGACAAUGCUCUUUCUAACGUAACUAAUUACAAGAAUAUCUACAAAAUUCUGUGUGAUAACAAAACAGCUUUUAUCCAGCAACUUAAGCGAAAUUUCCGAAAUAACAAAUCAGAAAUGAUCUUUGGGAAGUACAGAAUGGUAGAAAAGGUGCUCGGCCGAAUUCUCUCAGCAGAAGACCUAGUUUCACUACGGGGCGAAAAUCCUUACAAAAAGUCAGAUAGGAUUUAUCUUUAUGUUAUGUCUGAUUUACCCCUGGAAAAGAUAGCUGAGAUAGCUAAUUCAGUGGACUUUAGUGAUUACGAGAGGAAAGGAGCUCAAUUUGAAGAGGAUAUUAUUAUUCCAGCUGGUGAGUUACUUAACCGAGAAAGUAUUCGUGUUUCUAAUACGUUAUUCAAAGAUAUCAAAGCUUUAGGUCUGGUUAAUGCAAUUAUCAACCCAAAAACCAACAACAUAGAAGUUACCGAAGAAACUGUUCUAGGCCGCAAAGGUGAAGAUAUCACUGAGGCCCAGGAAAAGAUGAUCAGACUUCUUGGCAUCAAAAACCGAACUCACAAAGCUGAAGUAACUGGCUUUGCCCGAGUUCCCCAAGAAUAA
Nematocida homosporus is the source of this 660-nucleotide messenger RNA. Its product is annotated as mRNA turnover protein 4. The transcript has a single exon. The coding region runs from base 1 to 660 and encodes 219 amino acids. The record is from RefSeq and is a predicted model, not a curated record. NCBI's taxonomy places the organism in Eukaryota, Fungi, Microsporidia.